Triticum turgidum subsp. durum (durum wheat) is the source of this 330-nucleotide messenger RNA. The record is from the annotation of a GenBank genome assembly. Lineage: Eukaryota; Viridiplantae; Streptophyta; Magnoliopsida; Poales; Poaceae.
AUGUCCGUGGAGCGCCUCAUCGCCCGUUCACUCCAACCCGCGCCGCCCACUCUGCCUCACCUCUCCAGCGGUCCGGCCGCAGAUGUCUCCUCCCUGAGCACAAAGUGGACGCACGUGGGGCGGCCACUGGUGAAGGAGACCGCGCGCGAGCCCGCGGCGCCCUCACCUCCUCGCCUCUCCGGCCACACCGGUCUCAUUCCUAAGCAUGAAUUGGGUGCAGGCAGGGCGGCCGCCGGCGUGCGAGUCCGCGGCGCGGUGGUGGAGCCCUCCGGCCCCUUCCGGUUCGAGGUCCGCAAAGGUCUCCUCCCUGGCGUUGUUGGCCUUAUCUGA